This is a messenger RNA of Nematolebias whitei (Rio pearlfish), 1397 nucleotides long. RefSeq names its product prostaglandin E2 receptor EP4 subtype-like. The record is from RefSeq and is a predicted model, not a curated record. The coding region runs from base 54 to 1397 and encodes 447 amino acids. Gene Ontology annotation, cellular component: plasma membrane. Gene Ontology annotation, molecular function: prostaglandin E receptor activity. Lineage: Eukaryota; Metazoa; Chordata; Actinopteri; Cyprinodontiformes; Rivulidae. Gene Ontology annotation, biological process: negative regulation of inflammatory response; positive regulation of cytosolic calcium ion concentration; cellular response to prostaglandin E stimulus. The transcript has 2 exons.
ACCGGCCUUAACAAGGAUAUUUUAUCCGCCUGCUUCACCUUUGGGACUCCACCAUGAAUAACCAGUCGAUGACUGGGAGGACCAUGGUCCCGACCAUCCCGUCUGUCAUGUUUAUAUUCGGGGUGGUGGGGAACGUCAUCGCCAUCGUGGUUCUUUGUAAAACCCGCAGAGAACAGAAGGAGACCACCUUUUACACGCUCGUGUGCGGGCUGGCUGUCACGGACCUCCUGGGGACCCUGCUGGCCAGUCCGGUCACCAUCGCCACCUACGUGAAGGGGUCGUGGCCCGGAGGGGACCCGCUGUGCCAGUACUUCGGCUUCACCAUGCUGUUCUUCUCUCUGGCGGGACUCAGUAUCAUCUGCGCCAUGUCGGUGGAGAGGUACAUCGCCAUCAACCAUGCCUACUUUUACAACGACUAUGUGGACCAGAAGCUGGCCGGACUGACUCUCAUAGCCAUCUACAUCUCCAACGCGCUCUUCUGCGCUCUGCCCAUCGUCGGCUUUGGGCAGGUGAAGAAGCAGUACCCGCAGACCUGGUGUUUCUUGGAGUGGAGGAGCAACAGGACCAGCGAUGCCGCCUACUCUUACAUGUACGCCGGUUUCAGCUCCCUCCUCAUCCUCGCCACUGUGAUCUGUAACGUGCUCGUGUGCGUGGCUUUGAUCCGGAUGCACCGGCGCUUCGUGCGCAGGAUGUCGCUGGGAACAGAUCUGGCGCGCAACGUGGACCCGCAGAGGAGAGGGCGCAGCUUCGGGCGACUCGCCGGGGCAGAGAUUCAGAUGGUCAUUCUGCUUAUAGGCACGUCGGCAGUGGUGCUCUUCUGCUCCAUCCCACUUGUUGCCCAGGUGUUUUUGAACCAGCUCUAUAAAACUCCAGUUGAACUGCGGCUGGACAAAAACCCCGACCUCCGAGCGAUACGCUUUGCCUCCUUCAACCCCAUCCUUGACCCCUGGAUCUACAUCCUGCUCCGCAAGGCUGUUCUCCUCAAGCUCAUUGAGAAAGUCAAGUGUCUGUUUUGUAAAGUGGGAGCAAGAAGACCUCAGAGACAGGGGAACUUUCACUGCAUAGAUGCUUACCAGCUCUCUUCAAGCAUCUCUAACCAGGACUCCCACUCUUUGGUGUCUCGUGAACUGCAAGACGUCAGAAAAAACUCUCAGUCCUUCCUUUGUGCACCGGAGGGAAGUGAGUCCUACUCUGGAAGCUGCCCAAAGUCAGACAAACUGUCUGGUUCACAGCCAUCUUCAGUCCGAAACUCCCAAGUUUCUUAUUCGUCUGAGAGUGAGACUCAAACUGAAGAAGGAGCAAACAUAAUCACGGAUCUUUCAGUGCUGCCACGCCGCAAAGAUGCAGCUCUUCAGGUGACACUAAAUGCAGAGACAGUAGUGGAAAAAUGCAUCUGA